AAUGUCUUGGGCAAGCCAUCGGGGCUGGUCGCAAUUUUGGCUCAAGGUUUCGAGGGGCCGUCGCCGGCCUCCCAGGGCUCCCCUCUGGCGUCUCUCGUUCCGCUCAGCUCUGCACAUUUGCAGACGGCAUGAUGCGCCUGCGCACGUCUCACAGCGUCGGCGCGCUGCUCUUGCUGCUGGCAGCGCGCGGCGCCCCGAGCGCUGGGUCGCCGGCGAGCGGGACGCUGGCCCGCCCGAGGGUGGAGGGCUCGGCGAGCGGUCGCCCUCGCGAGCCGCAGGCCGAGUUCGGGAGGCGCCUGUCUACCAGCGGCGCGCAGUUGCUCAAGCUCUUGGCGGGUGAUGGGGUCGACAACGACAGGUUCGGAAUGUCGGUGGCCGUGAGCUCCGACGGGGCCCGCGUGGUGGUGGGGGCCGUUUACUACUACUACUACUACGCAGACUACGAAACCACUGUUCAUGGCUCCGCGUACGUGCUCGACGGGGCCACCGGCGAGAGUCUGCUGAAGCUUGUGGCGGGUGAUGGGACUGCUUACGACCGUUUCGGAAUCUCGGUGGCCUUGAGCUCCGACGAGGGCCCGCGUGGUGGUGGGAAACGAUGUGGACAACGACCAGGGCUUCCUUUCAGGCUCCGCGUACGUGUUCGACGGGGCCACCGGCGAGAGGCUGCUGAAGCUUGUGGCGAGUGAUGGGGCCGCAGGCGACAGUUUCGGUCACUCGGUGGCCGUGAGCUCCGACGUGGCCCGUGUGGUGGUGGGGAGCAGAUAUGACAACGACCAGGGCGAAGGUGCCGGCUCCGUGUACGUGCUCGACGGGGCCACCGGCGAGAGGCUGCUGAAGCUUGUGGCGAGUGAUGGGGCCAACUACGACUUUUUCGGUUCCUCGGUGGCCGUGAGCUCCGACGGGGCCCGCGUGGUGGUGGGGGCCUACUAUGACGACGACCAGGGCACCAAUUCAGGCUCCGCGUACGUGCUCGACGGUACCACCGGCGCGAGGCUGCUGAAGCUUGCGGCGAGUGAUGGGGCUGCAGGCGACAGAUUCGGUUACUCUGUGGCCGUGAGCUCCGACGGGGCCCGCGUGGUGGCGGGGGCCUACCAAGACGACGACCAGGGCUCCACUUCCGGCUCCGUGUACGUGCUCGACGGGCUCCGACGGGGCCCGCGUGGUGGUGGGGAGCAAAUAUGACGACGACCAGGGCUCCGGUUCCUGCUCCGCGUACGUGCUCGACGGUACCACCGGCGAGAGGCUGCUGAAGCUUGUGGCGAGUGAUGGGGCUGCAGGCGACAGAUUCGGUUACUCGGUGGCCGUGAGCUCCGACGGGGCCCGCGUGGUGGUGGGGGCCUACUAUGACGACGACUAGGGCACCAAUUCAGGCUCCGCGUACGUGUUCGACUUCACCGAGGCAACAACUGAGACGACCACCGCGACGACCACCAAGACGGCCACGACGACCACCGAUACGGGCACGAGUUCCGCGACGUCAAGCACUACUACCAUCAUCAAGACAACCACCGAGACAACAACUGAGACGACCACCGCGACGACCACCAAGACGGCCACGACGACCACCGAUACGGGCACGAGUUCGGACACGUCAAACACCACAGCCACCACCGAGCCAUGGGGAUUAAUUGCAGUCUUCGCUGGUGUCUUGAUCUUCUUCUUGUUGAUCUUGUUCUUGGUCUGCGGCGUCGCGCUGGGCUGCCUGGAGGGGCUCGAAUGUCCUGGCCGUGGCAGGGGCCCAACACCCCAGCGCGGCAUUCACAACGCGGAGGUUGAGGUCAACUAGUCGGAGCAGGACGCGGAGAUCGAUGAGCACGAGUCGGCGCACCGUGUUUAGCACGAUGCGGAGCCUGUAUCAUCAGGCUACUCACCUUUGGCUUCGAGAAGCCACGUUUUUUCCCAACCAUCCAAGCGCUCUCACAUGGCCCCAACGUGCCUGCGACAGGGCGGCGGAGUUUCAUUGUUGGCGUUCGAAUGCUCUUGGUCGGCGCCUCAGUAUGUCUGCCGCUCGCGCCAAAGGCGCGUCAGGCUGCAGUGAAUUUGAUGCAUUUCUUCACUUCCAAGAGCUGGCCUCUCCACCUUGCGCGCACAUCCUUGGGCAAUCGACCAGAUAAGUGCGCGCCAGGCUGAUGCGUCUCCGUCGGAAAAUAUCAAUGUCAUGUCCUGUUGUUCACUCUUUUCACUCCAGGGGCAGCGAGGAAUUUCGCUACGCUUUGUGUGCGCACCCUUGGAUUACUUACCAGGCGGGUAUGCGCCAAGCGAUGCGUCUCUACCAGUGUAUAUCGUAUAUCUACCUAUACGACCAUCCUGCGGGUGAUGAGGAAGUUGGGGGGGGCAGCAAUGGGGAACAGUGGUGAUUGUUGUUCUGACGAUGCCUGUGGGGCGGAGUCUAGUGAGUAGUGUGAUUGUGCACGUGAGCGUGAUGUGAUGUGGC
Molecule: messenger RNA, 2434 nt
Organism: Prorocentrum cordatum
Lineage: Eukaryota; Dinophyceae; Prorocentrales; Prorocentraceae
Source: the annotation of a GenBank genome assembly